Drosophila sulfurigaster albostrigata is the source of this 1588-nucleotide messenger RNA. RefSeq lists its product as uncharacterized. The record is from RefSeq and is a predicted model, not a curated record. Lineage: Eukaryota; Metazoa; Arthropoda; Insecta; Diptera; Drosophilidae. The transcript has 5 exons. Bases 744 to 1553 code for a protein of 269 amino acids.
AUUCACGGCUUGAGCACUUGAAUGAUACUCAUACAUACAUUACAUAGUCAAGCUUUCGUCGUUAAUUGUCGAUAAAGCUCGAAAUCAAGAUCUACAUGUGUGUCAUAAAUUAUACGACACUCGGUCUCUCUAUCUGUAUAAAUCUUGACAUUCGCUAGUUUCAUUUCAACCGCUCCACCGAACGCUUCGAAGAUAGAUUGAUUUUCAAAAGCUCAGUCAAUGCAAUAAAAUAGGAAGUGUAAUUAUCAAUCAUAUUAACUAUAGGGGUUUUAAAUGCGAUUUGCAUAAAAGUGUUAUUUUGCAUUUUAAUUGGGCGCUGCUGUUAAACUGUACUACAGGGAAUUCAAUUAAAUAUCGCAAGAUAAUGAAUUAGUGUUUAAGUAUGUACAUACAUCCAUACAAUACUAUGCAUAAGCAUGACUUUCCUUUAAAAAUACUUCGAUUUCGUGGUUUGCAUGCAAAUUACGCUAAUAUUUUGUUUAUCAGCUACAUGCAUAUACAUACAUAUACUAUAUAAAUACAACGAAAUAUUUAAAAAUGAAUUACAAGACCGUAACAGAAUUUUCAGAAAACAUUCACAUAUUUGACAACAAUUAUAUAAAUAAUUGAAUAUAAACCAAUGUUUUUUUUUAACUUCAGCCUGCUUUACGUGUACCCUUAAAUAAAUACAUCUAAAUUGACGUUCUAUUAUUCUGUAAGAUAAAAAUUUCAAAGGUCGUCAAAAAAUCAACAUUCACACCAGAAUGUAUGUAACUACAAUAAUAAUUGAUGUUUGCUUACUCGCAAUGGCCAUCGUAAUGACAACAUGCGAAAAUAUUCCAUUAAAGACAAAAAGAAUACGGCGUGACGAUCAAAAUAUUACUUCAAGCAUUAGCAAAUUUUUGGAGGAUGACAUUGGGUGGACGAAUAUCAAUGCCGAAGUCGAUGUGGUUACACCAAUGGUUUUAUUACAUCUUCAGAAACUGGGUAUAGAGCAUUUAGAGCUCCCAGACAUGAGGGAAAGCAUUUCCAUUAUGCCUUUUUUCAUAAAGUAUGAGGCUGGCCUGCAUUUAAGUAAUGGAAUUGUCUAUAAUCUAGCAGGCAUACAAAGGUAUAACAAUGCGUUUAUGACAUAUGAGGGCAAGUCGUUUUUAACUCGAUUUUAUUUAAAAAUUGAUAAACUUCAGUUUGAGUACAAUUUACAACUAAAGGUUAUGGCCAUUGAAGGGUACGGAAAAGUGAUAGGCUCAUUAGACGACACAAUCAUUUAUGCUGAGUUGGCUGUUAAUGUUAUCAAUUCGAAGCUUCAUCUUUAUGAUUUUCGAAUAAUUGAAUUCAGUAAUAUACAUGUUCAAUUGAAUCAAGCUAGAUUGAUACGAGACUUAACUGGACUGAUUUUGAGCCCCAUUACAAAUCUUUUCAAAAAUCGAAUUACAACAUCGAUUGCUGAUGGCCUGAAGGAACAAAUGCAGGCAGUCAUGGAUGAUUUUAAUAACGAAGAUCCUUUGGAACUAAGAAAAUUUACUAAAAAAUUAUUGUCUGGUAUUGCAGGCGAUUCCGUAAAAAGUGGAUAAUAAUAGUAAUAAAAUAAUUUACUUUAAACAAUUUA